AUGGCCGACGAGAUCGACUAUGAAGCCCUGCCCUCCAAUGCAGGUCUCGCCGUGAACAUGUUGGCUGGUGCCCUUGCUGGCAUUUCAGAGCAUGCUGUCAUGUUCCCCGUAGACAGCAUCAAAACACGGAUGCAGGUUUUCGCGACCUCGCCUGUGGCCGUCUACAGCGGUGUUGGCAAUGCCUUUACCCGAAUAUCCUCCACCGAAGGCAUGAGAGCAUUGUGGAGAGGUGUCUCUUCCGUUAUUCUUGGUGCUGGUCCUGCCCACGCAAUCCACUUUGGAACACUAGAGGCGGUAAAGGAAUUGGCGGGAGGGAACGAAGCUGGAAACCAAUGGCUGGCAACCUCUCUGGCAGGAGCGUCAGCUACGAUUGCAAGUGACGCGUUCAUGAACCCCUUCGACGUUAUCAAACAGCGUAUGCAACUUCACAAAUCUGAAUUUCGGUCUGCGUGGCAAUGCGCUCGCACUGUCUACGGUGCUGAAGGAUUUGGCGCAUUUUACAUCUCCUACCCCACCACUCUCGCCAUCACCAUUCCGUUCAACGCCAUCCAGGUCACUGUCUACGAACAUAUAAAACGUUUCGCUAAUCCAAGAAACGAGUAUUCUCCCGCUACACACAUCGUUGCCGGAGGAAUCGCUGGCGCUGUAGCCGCAGCAGUCACGACACCGUUAGACGUCGCCAAAACCAUCUUACAGACGCGAGGGACCGCUACAGACGCUGACAUCCGCAAUGCUCGGGGGAUGGUCGAUGCAUUCCGUGUUAUCUGGACAAGAGAUGGCCUCAAAGGCUUUGGACGAGGACUCACACCGCGGGUGUUAACAAUCAUGCCAAGUUCUGCUCUUUGCUGGAUGUCGUACGAAUUCUUUAAGGCGGCAAUACGAUCUGACUAG
This is a messenger RNA of Cyclocybe aegerita, 891 nucleotides long. The record is from the annotation of a GenBank genome assembly. NCBI's taxonomy places the organism in Eukaryota, Fungi, Basidiomycota, Agaricomycetes, Agaricales, Hemipholiotaceae.